This is a messenger RNA of Cydia splendana, 1733 nucleotides long. RefSeq lists its product as uncharacterized. NCBI's taxonomy places the organism in Eukaryota, Metazoa, Arthropoda, Insecta, Lepidoptera, Tortricidae. The coding region runs from base 116 to 1285 and encodes 389 amino acids. The transcript is spliced from 2 exons. The record is from RefSeq and is a predicted model, not a curated record.
CAUGUCAUUAUCGGCGCUCACCCUUCUUCGCGCGCGCGUGGGGCGUAUAAAACGUGCGCGCGCGCGCCGAUCGACACACAACCAGUCUUCGGCGGCGGCGGAGACGUGAAGCAACAUGAAGUUCUUGGUUGUUUUAGUAGCCUCAUUGGCCGUGGUGGCCUUUGCCAGCGAGGAGAAAGGCGCACAGAAACAGGCGGCAACCGAAGACAAGAAACAAGAGAAGCGAGGAAUCUACGACAUCGGCCAUUAUGGCGGCGGCGAGGAGCACAGCUUCGGCGGCCAACAGAGCCAUGGCUUCGGCGGACACGACUUCGGCGGUCACGACUUCGGCGGGCACGAGUCCCACGGCCUGAGCCAAGGACACGGCGGUGACUUCGGCGGCUCCCACGGCUCGUGGCAGCCCAUCGAGCACCACGGACACGAGCACCACGAGCACGUCAAGCACGUCGAGGUCGUCAAGAAGGUCCCCGUGCCCUACACCGUCGAGAAACACGUGCCCUACACUGUUGAGAAGAAAGUGCCCUAUGAAGUCAAGGUGCCCGUGCCCCAGCCCUACACCGUCGAGAAGAAAGUCCCGGUCACCGUCAAGGAGUACGUCAAGUACCCCGUGUACGUCCCCGAGCCCUACACCGUUGAAAAGAAGGUGCCUUAUGAGGUCAAGGUCCCCGUCGACAAGCCCUAUGAAGUCAAAGUGAAGGUCCCCACCCCUUACACCGUCGAGAAGAAGGUGCCCUAUGAAGUCAAGGUCCCCGUGCCCCAGCCCUACACCGUGGAGAAGAAGGUCCCCUACCCGGUGAAGUACGAAGUGAAAGUUCCCCAGCCCUACGAAGUCAUCAAGAAGGUUCCCUAUGAAGUGAAGGUGCCAGUCGACAAGCCCUACAACGUGUACGUGGAGAAGCCCUACCCCGUGACCGUGGAGAAGCCCUACCCCGUGACCGUCCACAAGCCCGUGCCGUACGAGGUCAAGGUCCCCGUCGACAGGCCCUACAAGGUCGAGGUCGAGAAGCCCUACCCCGUGCACGUGAAGGUCCCGGUGCCCAAGCCCUACGACGUGUACAAGAAGGUGCCCUACACCGUCGAGAAGAAAGUGCCUUAUGAAGUGAAGGUCCCCAUCGACAAGCCGUACCCCGUGUACAAGGAGGUGCAAGUGCCCCUCGUCAAGGAGGUGCCUUACCCCGUGAAGGUGCACGUGCCCAUUUACUUCAAGAAGGAGGUGGAACACCAUCACCAUCAGCACCAUCAGCACCACGAGCCCCAGCACUACGAGAGCCACGGGUGGAACUGAGCAGGAGUACUACGUUAGGUCUCACACCAGUACCUUAUUAGGCUAAGUUCGAAAUGUGAUCAAUUAGUAUUUGUAGUGUAUAUAUGUUUGCAAAAUUGCAAUGGUGCUCGCUCGGCAAGGUUGUGAUGGCCCGGGAGACCGGGUCUGGCGGCUGCAAGGCUACCAUGGACAUCGAAACUCGAAUCUUCUAUCUGCGUCUCUAUCUCGCAAAUAAAAGAGAAAUAGAGAUGCACAUAGAUCUUUGAAUUUCGAUGUUCGCGGUAACCCUUCUGAAAUGAAGGCUAACUUUCCGCAUAGAAUUGUCUACAAUUCGCGGUACCCAGUUGUAUUAUAGUGAUCUGUUAUUACUUGUUUAGCUUUUUGUAUGCUUUUGUUAUGUAUGUAAAAUAAUCAAAGUACUUUGUGCUUUGAACUGAGGCUGAUUUAUUAAAAAAAUGAAAUUUUAUAA